Molecule: messenger RNA, 342 nt
Organism: Camelina sativa (false flax)
Lineage: Eukaryota; Viridiplantae; Streptophyta; Magnoliopsida; Brassicales; Brassicaceae
Source: RefSeq, a predicted model, not a curated record
AUGAUAAGAUCCAACAACGUGAAAUUCCAAGUCUAUGACGCAGAGCUGACACAUUUCAACUUCGAGGACAAGAACAACUACCUCCAUUACAAUCUCACUUUGAACCUAUCCAUCCGAAACUCCAAGAGUAGUAUCGGCAUCCAUUACGACCGGUUUGAAGCAAACGUUUACUACAUGAACCAUCGGUUAGGAGCGGUUCCCGUGCCGUCGUUCUACCAGGGAAGCAAGAACACGACGGUUCUCAAAGCAUUGUUCGAAGGCCAAAACGUAGUUUUACUCGACGAUAAGGACGCAACAAGUUUGAAGAUGAUCGGAAGAGUGGGGUUUACAGAAUCGACGUGA